Molecule: messenger RNA, 3095 nt
Organism: Callithrix jacchus (white-tufted-ear marmoset)
Lineage: Eukaryota; Metazoa; Chordata; Mammalia; Primates; Cebidae
Gene: ZNF707
Product: zinc finger protein 707
Biological process (GO): regulation of transcription by RNA polymerase II
Molecular function (GO): RNA polymerase II cis-regulatory region sequence-specific DNA binding; DNA-binding transcription factor activity, RNA polymerase II-specific
Source: RefSeq, a predicted model, not a curated record
GCGCGCACCACCGAGACGUGGGCUCCUGGAGGGACCGGAAGCUUCGGAUAGCAACUUCCGCUCGGGAAAUUUGUCAAAGUCUGGGCUACCGGCGCGGCGUAGCGGAGGCUGCGGACGCCCCACUGGUUUGUCAGGACCCGGUUGCGUAUCCUCCUGGAGCUGGACUCCCCGGCUGACCCCGUCCACGAUCGUGACCUCAGCUGUCCCUCAGACAGUUCCACACCUGUGCCUCCAGCCCGCACGCCCCGUUGCUGUUUGCAUACUUUGCUCCUGAUGGCCCUUUUUAUCAGAGUUGCUCCCGAUGGCCCUUUAUGAUUCUUCCGUCUGUAGGGGCCAAAAAUGACAUCUCCCCUCCUCCCUCUGACAAGAUCUGCCCUCCUUGGUGCUGUGCUUCCGCAGAGGGGUGGCCUUGCUGUUCCCAUGGAUGUGGCCCAGGAACAAGUGACCUUCUGGGACGUGGCCAUUUACUUCUCACGGGAGGAGUGGGAGUGCCUGGAACCCAGCCAGAGGGCCCUCUACCGGGACGUGAUGCUGGACACCUUCAGCAAUGUGGCCGCACUGGGAUUUUGCAGCCCCAGACCAGACCUCAUCUCCCGCUUGGAACAGUGGGAGGAGCCGUGGGUUGAAGACCGGGAGAGACCUGAGCUGCAGGCAGUGCAGAGGGGCCCCAGCCCAGGGGCAAGGAAGUCUGCAGACCCCAAGAGACACUGGGAUCAUCCAGCUCGGGCUCACAAGAAAAGCCCCGUGCGGCGAGAAAGAGCCCGGGAAGGAAUCAGCUCUAGGAAGGGCUUCAGGCUGGACGCAGAUGACGGGCAGCUUCCCGGAGCUGCUCCGGAAAAGGCAGACACCGCGGCCGCGGCUUUCCGGUGUCAGCUUCUCACGCAGUGCUGUGGGCAGCGGCCGGGCCGCAGAGGGCGCCGGGGGCGGCGCACAGUGGAGCUGUCGUUCAUCUGCGGCACCUGUGGGAAGGCGCUCGGCUGCCACAGCCGACUGCUCGCCCACCAGACGGUGCACACAGGGACUAAGGCCUUCCAGUGCGCCGAGUGCGGCCAGACCUUCCGGUGGGCUUCCAACCUGCAGCGGCACCAGAAGAACCACACGAGCGAGAAGCCCUUCUGCUGCGAGGCGUGCGGGCAGGCGUUCAGCCUGAAGGACCGCCUGGCUCAGCACCGCAAGGUCCACACGGAGCACAGGCCCUACCCGUGCGGCGACUGCGGGAAAGCCUUCAAGCAGAAGUCCAACCUCCUCCGGCACCAGCUGGUGCACAGCGGGGAGCGGCCCUUCUACUGUGCCGACUGCGGCAAGGCCUUCCGGACCAAGGAGAACCUCAGCCACCACCGGAGGGUGCACAGCGGGGAGAGGCCCUACACCUGCGGCGACUGCGGCAAGGCCUUCCGGUGGCCCAAGGGCUUCAGCAUCCACCGGAGGCUGCACCUGACCAGGAGGUCCUACAAGUGCCACCACUGCGGGAAGGGCUUCCGCCACCUGGGCUUCUUCACGCGCCAUCAGGGCACUCACAGGCACGGGGCGGUGUAGAGGCGCCCGAGGGCGGGGUGCUGCCUCGGCGGCAGGGUUGGGCCUGAGGGAGCGCUGCGGUGAGAAGAUGCUCUUCAGCCUGGAGCAUCAACCUGACAGGAAGCCUUCUUGGUCCUCACAGCUCCCCAGACCCCCGAGUUUUACUGGGAAAACUGCCAGGUGGGAGAAGCAGAUCCAUGAGGACGCUGGAGAUGGUGGGGGCUGUGCCCCAGCGCCGGGCACCCUGGGGACAUGCUGACAGCGUGUGCAACCAUGGAGCGAGCUGCACUCCCGGCCCGGGCUCAGGGGCGGAGCAGCCUGCCCAGUGCCCACAGCUGUUGGCUCAGGGACUCCACCCUGGCCCCGGGUCACUGUGUGCUGGGCCUUUCUUCCUGCCUCUGCACCCCAUACUCGAUGCCCGGUCUGGCUUCACUUCCUGUCCGUCUUGGGCGACGUGAGGCAGCCGUGCACAUUGCACAGAUGCAAAACCCCUCCUGCGGCCUCUGCGGCUGGGCCAUGGAAACAAGAGCACUUGUAAUACUGAAGGCUCGUUCAAGGAUUAGCGAGGGUGCUCAGAAAUGGCCCUGGCUGCAGAAAUGGCCUCCACCCAGCCCCCACGCCCAGAAUCUGGGUCACGCACCUGGAAUUGGCAGAUCGAGUUGGGUCUCAGGGCAGUGCAGUGGCUGUAUUUGCCACAGGGCGUUUCGUGGGGAAGAGGUGACCUCUUUGUUUUAAACUUAAGAUGUCUGCUUAACCAGCCAGAAAUAAACAUCUACCAGUGGUGGUCCCAAGGGGAGACCCCCAUGUUUCAGGUUAGCUGAACUGUUGCAGGAGUUUUGUUUUUGCCUGUUUUUCUUUAAGAAAUCCAGCCAACACAUGCACAUGUAACGUCGGAAUCAGAAAUGAGUUUCUAGGGCAGAGGAGAAGGUGGAACCUUCGGAGAGGAAGCCCUGAGUUAGGUCUGGCUGGAGAUGCCACCAGACGGGGCCUUCCCGAGGGGCGCCGGGCAUGCAGAAAGGCCGAGGGGCUCCGUGUGACCCUGCUGUGAGCAGACCAAGUGCAAAGUCACUUUCUUUUUUUUUGAGAUGGAGUCCUGCUCUGUCACCAGGCUGGAGUGCACUGGGCGAUCUCAGCUCACCGCAACCUCCACCUCCCAGGUUCAAGUGAGUCUCUUGCCUCAGCCUCCCAAGCAGCUGGGAUCACAAGCGCGCACCACCACACCCAGCUAAUCUUUUUGUAUUUUUAGUAGAGAUGGAGUUUCACCAUGUUGGCCAGGACAGUCUCAAUCUCUUGACCUCAUGAUCCACCCACCUGAGCCUUCCAAAGUGCUGGGAUUACAGGCGUGAGCCACUGUUCCCGGCCUCUGCAGUCACUUUUGAGACUGAUGUAGAAAUGUGAGCAUGGGCUGUGAGUAGGGUGGGGUGGGGAAUUGGCUGUUGGCAGUGAUGGUGACACAGGGUUGUGCUUAAGGAAGAUCCGUCACUCAGAUGCAUUCUCAAGUGUUUAUUGGGAAAUGAUGUGGCACCUGGGAUGUGCUUUAAAAUGCUAAUAAAAAGGAGAAAGACGUAGUAGUAUUUGAA